Agrilus planipennis (emerald ash borer) is the source of this 755-nucleotide messenger RNA. Its product is annotated as proteasome subunit beta type-2-like. The record is from RefSeq and is a predicted model, not a curated record. The transcript is spliced from 3 exons. Lineage: Eukaryota; Metazoa; Arthropoda; Insecta; Coleoptera; Buprestidae. Gene Ontology annotation, cellular component: proteasome core complex. The coding region runs from base 78 to 695 and encodes 205 amino acids. Gene Ontology annotation, biological process: proteasomal protein catabolic process.
UAACCUUAAACAUACCUUGAAGAAUUGGAAACAUUACAAGGCAUAUUUAAAUUUGAGAAUUUUAAUAAUAAUUUAAAAUGGAAUGCAUUAUUGGAAUUAAAUUUAAAGAUUUCGCUAUUGUUGCUGCAGAUAUGACAACUGCCCAGAGCAUUAUUGUCAUGAAAAAUGAUGAAAAUAAGUUACACAAGUUGUCUGAUAAGCUGGUUAUGGCCAUUACCGGAGAACAAGGAGAUACCACACAGUUUGCUGAAUACAUAGCAAAAAAUAUUCAGCUUUAUAAAAUGAGGAAUGGUUAUGAACUUAGUCCAAAUGCUGCAGCAACUUUCACCAGACGUAAUUUGGCAGAAGCAUUAAGAACCAGAAAUGCAUACCAUGUCAAUCUUCUUCUUGCUGGUUAUGAUGACCAAACUGGGCCUGCACUGUAUUUUAUGGACUACUUGGCCUCAAUAGCUGAAGUUAAGUAUGCAGCCCAUGGCUAUGGGGGCUUCUUUUCACUGUCAGUUAUGGACAGAUACUAUUUAAGCAACAUGAACCGGGAGGAUGCUUAUGAACUUAUGAAAAAAUGUGUUAGAGAAGUUCAUCAACGAUUAAUUAUUAAUCUUCCUAACUUUAAAGUACAGAUUGUUGAUAAGAAUGGAAUUACAAAUUUGCCUGAUAUAACUGCAAAAGGUUUAGCUACUGAAUUAGCUUCUUAAUUUGUUUUUAUUUACUACAUUAUGCAUAAGGCUUUUAAAUAAAAGGUUUCUUUCUAAUAA